AUGGAUCAAAGAAAUAAUGUUUUCCAAAUAAAAUAUAACAAUUUUAAGAACUCACUUGAAGAAUUACAAGAGCGAGUGAUCCAGUUGGGUCAUGAAAAAGAAGAGCAUGAAGUUGUCUUAAAAACAUUGAAAGACUCAGAAUCUGAUAGAAAAGUUUAUAGAAUGGUUGGUGGUGCAUUGGUAGAAACUAACGUAAAAGAUUCAAUUCCAAUAUUAACUACAAAAAAGGAUAAUUUAAAUAAAACUAUUGAACAGUUAAAGAUGCAACUAGUUAAAACUGCACAAGAUUUUGAAAAAUGGAAAAAAGACAAUAAGAUCCAAGUUGUUCAACAAUAG
Messenger RNA from Henningerozyma blattae CBS 6284, 336 nucleotides. It is a transcript of the gene GIM4, whose product is annotated as tubulin-binding prefolding complex subunit GIM4. The transcript has 2 exons. Gene Ontology annotation, cellular component: prefoldin complex; cytoplasm. Gene Ontology annotation, biological process: protein folding. Gene Ontology annotation, molecular function: protein folding chaperone. The record is from RefSeq and is a predicted model, not a curated record. Lineage: Eukaryota; Fungi; Ascomycota; Saccharomycetes; Saccharomycetales; Saccharomycetaceae. The coding region runs from base 1 to 336 and encodes 111 amino acids.